Orussus abietinus is the source of this 3969-nucleotide messenger RNA. RefSeq lists its product as uncharacterized. The transcript has a single exon. The record is from RefSeq and is a predicted model, not a curated record. Lineage: Eukaryota; Metazoa; Arthropoda; Insecta; Hymenoptera; Orussidae. The coding region runs from base 718 to 2403 and encodes 561 amino acids.
GAGACCGUGAUUCUCCACAGUCGGUCUCAGUUUACGCCGUGUGUGCAUGCCAGCAAAUGUGAACUUUCGCUUCGAUCGAGAGGACAUUUGUUUGUAAAGAGUGCCGUGUCGAUGUGGGGAACCGUAUUAGCGACGGAACCCAGUGCCGAGAGGAGAACACUCGAGCAAACAGAAACCUCACUCAACGGAGAUUAAAACCAACGUCCAUCAGACUUUACCAUACAUUCCGUUAAGCCUUCCCCUGGGAUUCCAAAAGUUAAAUCCAUUGAAUACGCCUGCGUCUCGGACCGCCGAAGAAAAAGAAUCGAAAAGGAAGAAUCCGAUGAAGAAGAUGUGGGGCACAGCUUUCGAAAAGCCUUGGCCUUUCGCAAGUAAGCUCUAACGUCCUGAACGUUUCGAGCCAGGGACUUAAAGGAAAGGAAAAGAAGAAUAGCAUCCGUCGCUCUUAACGGAGAAGAAAUGAAAGCGGUAAACUGAUCUGCCUGGAUUUUUAAGUCCCCCGAGUUUUGAGUGGACCUUGGUCAGAAAUGAUUCUUGGUUGAGUUCGAGCGGUCCGGCAAAGUCUGGCAAAGAGUUGGAAUCCAGAGAAGUGGGAGACUAUUCGCGGUAUGAACCCAUAUCUCUUAGAGUUCGGCUUCCUCGAGGAUUUAGGACAGCUCUGAGGAGAGCAGAGAAUAGAGUCUACCAAGGGUGAACAGUUCGGAUAAACCAGGAACCAUGCCGGCCUGCGCUAGCGAGAACUUUUCCAAAUUCUGGUCGUCCAGCCCCCCGACUUCCAGAAGCAACAGUGCCUCACCCCCGUUGCCGGGUUCGCCCUUGUCGACGUCGCCGCUUCACACGUCGCCGGUAUCGACCUUGAAACGCUCCAUCUCGAACGUCUCCUCGGCGUCGAACGCCUCGAACCUAUCCUGCGUGUCCAACAACUCGUUGGCACCGACGGUGAUCUUUUCACCGCGCAGACAACACCAGCGGCAGAACUCUCGUCAGCAACCCCAUGGCGAGGAUCGGCGCUACUUUCUCCCAGUGGACAUCUUCGGAUGGUACCUGGGCCUGAUAGUGAGUGUCUUGAAGACCAUCUACAACCUCGUCACCUACAUAGUACGGACUCCGGCCCUGUGGACCUCGGCCUGGAUCUACGUCUUCUGGAUGAUCCUGCAGUUGCCCCUGACGGCUCUAAAGUGGUUCAUCACCGCCUUGCAUACUCCAGCCUCUGAACGCGCCCGGAACAAACGGUGCGUCCUCAUCAGCGGAGGUAGCACCGUCCAAGCGGUCCACCUGGCUCGUAACUUCUACAAGGCCGGAGCCAGGGUGGUGGUCUGCGAGAUAGAGGGUUUUUUCGGGUUAGCCCGCUUCUCCACGGCAUGUUCCAGGUUCUACACGGUCCCGAAGCCCGGGCCCAGCAGCACGGCCGAGUACGUCAAGGCCCUCAAGGACAUCGUCCAGAAGGAGCGGGCCUCCUACUAUAUCCCGGUCAGCGUGACCAACACCGCGUACUACGACGCCCUGGCCAAGCCACAUCUGGAGGUGAUGGGUUGCGAGUGCUUCGUCCCGGGAGCUACCGAAGUGACCGCCCUGGACGACCCGUUGGAGCUGCUCAGGUGGUGCAGGACUCUAGGUCUGCCUACUCCGAUUCACUUCGUCCUACGCUCUGCGGAAGACGUCGCCAAGCUAUACGAGAGAGGCGUCCUGCGAACCGGACGCCACGUGAUGAUGGCUGCCGGUCCUGCCGGGAUGCGAGACCGAGCCAAGCUUCCUCUUCCUCCCACCGCCAGAGAGUUCAGGGACCACCGCGAGAUCAGCGAGAGGAGACCCUGGCUGGUGAUGCGCGACCCUGGGGACCAACACUUCCUAACUUGCACCACGGUCAAGAACUCCAGAGUGAUGGCCAACAUCACCUGCCUGGUGGAUGAAAAUCGGGGCCUGGUACCCGAAGAACGACCCGACGUCGACCGCUGGUUGGAGAGGUUCUUUGCUCGCUCUUUUGGGAACCGGCUGAACGGUCAUCUCAGCUUCCGCCUGGCCACUUCCGAGGAAAACGGCGAGCUGGUGGCCAUCGGGUGCAGGGUCGGAGUCGCCUUGCCUUACAUAUGCCAUACCAGCGUACAUCCACGACUUGUCUGGCGCCCGUGCAAGCACUUCUGCAAGCAGAACUCCGGACCCUUAGUGCUGAACGAGCGGUACUUCCAUCACGACACCUUGGCCAAUGCCCAGAAUGGACCCACCACCGACACCGCGACUCACCUCAUGGGCACCGUCCUCGAUAAGAGGGAGGCCCUCUUCGUGUAUUGGGACCCCUUGCCCUACUGUGCCUACUAUCAUCUCCAACUUCCGUUCAGGCACAUCGCCGGGGUCAUCAGAGCGCAACCCGCCCAACACGCGCCUCCACUCGCUGUAGUGCAGUAAAGCAAUCGACAUUGACUAUUCCCUAUUUAUUAACGAACUGUUCCCCGGAAGUGUCGAUCAAGCUGAAACAUAAGUACUUUCUAUUGUGUACAUACAUAAAAUUGCACACGUGGUAGGUCCUCUGGUUUGGCAAAAAGCUUUUGGGAUUCUCGCCACGUGCGCAGCCUUCUUGGCAGCGACUUCGUCAAAGCGUCGUUUUCGCUCCGAGUACCAUCAUUCGCUGCCAGUAGAAUAAUCAACCCCGACUAUAUUUAUUGACGAAUGUACUCCCAAAAUUACUGGACAAUCGCGAAGCGGGAGGGAUGAAAGUGUGAAUGAUGCGAAGGAACCACGUUGCCUGGACAAGUUUUGGAUUAGGUUCGUCGACGUGCUUUAUUGGGAAACUUGGACGCAAAAAUUCGUGAAGCAUCGAAUGAUUUCCACUUCAACAGAGAGAGAGAAUGAGAGCGGAGGUUAUCGGAUUAUUGAAUGUGCGAUUGUAUUGACUGAAACGCUGCGCCGAUCGAACGAAAACGUUUAUGAACAUCGGUCUUGGGUCUUUACUGACUGGUUGUAAAGAACAUAGGAUAUAUACGAUGAAAUCUCAUGUAACUUAUGACAAAGUUUAAUGCAGACACGACACGCGUCCACUUGUAAAUAGCGUCACACUUAUGCUGUAUGUCAACGAACGUCUUUCCUUCUGAGGUCCAGCGUUGUCCCUUGGGUUUCCGAUUAAGAUCUCGAUUGUAAAUUGAAAAAUGAUUAUAAAAUUAACAUGCAAGUCGAGUUGUCACGCAUGUUCGACGCCUUAUUAGAAAUUUUAACUAACAAUCGCUGGGCUUUAAGAAGAGUGUAUUCAAUUGGAAUUAAGUUAAGUAGCGAUAAUUGCAUUAGGGCGCAGCAAGAUCUCCCUAUUAGCGAAUGGGAUUUGCGAAAAACAUAAUUGCGAUGACAAUCGGAUUAGAGCUUUUAAUAAUUAGUUAACUGAUUUUUAAAUUAAAAAAAAAGAUAUAUAGGGUCGAGCUGCACUUGUGCGAAAACCUUCGUGAAAAGCUGGAACGAAAAUCUUUUGCACUCUGUUUAAAUAAAAAGGAGGCGAGGUCCAUUCUGAUAACUGAUUAACCUUUUGAGUGACAAGGAGCGAUAGGUUUAAUACCUUAUAUCUUCGUGCAGAAGCUUCGAAGCGCUUUGAAAAUUCGAUAAUCCGCAAAUUGUUAAUGCAUAUCGAAUUCUCUCCAACGAAGUACCACUGAAUAACUCCAGCUCAAUAAUCAAUCCGAAGAGCGGCCAUCUACUUUUGAUUUCGAGCUUAUUCAUUACUUCCCCCUGUUUAGGAUAUCAUUGCGAACCUAAAAUCCAAUUUGGAAUUAAGCCAGCACAGAUUUGUACAAAUGACUUAGGAACCCGCUUAACGUCCGUCACGCGAUACGCGACGUUUCAAUGAGCCCAAUAAUUCUAUUUAUAUUAGAUUCGUCUAAUAAAUUCGUAGUAUUUUACACUUAUAAGGUUCCAGAAACGAAUAUGCGAUAUACUGUGAUGGCCCUUACGGCCGGAAUACACUUUAAAAUUUUAAUAAAUUAUGGAAAA